Budorcas taxicolor (takin) is the source of this 1371-nucleotide messenger RNA. RefSeq names its product Wnt family member 9B (gene WNT9B). Gene Ontology annotation, molecular function: cytokine activity; frizzled binding. Gene Ontology annotation, biological process: canonical Wnt signaling pathway; multicellular organism development; cell fate commitment. The record is from RefSeq and is a predicted model, not a curated record. Gene Ontology annotation, cellular component: extracellular region. The coding region runs from base 1 to 1371 and encodes 456 amino acids. NCBI's taxonomy places the organism in Eukaryota, Metazoa, Chordata, Mammalia, Artiodactyla, Bovidae. The transcript has 7 exons.
AUGGUCCCCGGGUCCUUCAACCGCCCAGUCCCCCACACGCCCUACAUCAGCCCUGCGGGCGGCUGGUGGCUGCGCUGCGAGCGCUGCGCGGCGCGAGGAGAUGCGACUGGGCUCCGCGCCGCCGGCAUCAUGCGCCCCCCGCCCGCGCUGGCCCUGGCCGCGCUCUGCCUGCUGGCGCUGCCCGCCGCCGCCGCCGCCGCCUACUUCGGUCCUGUCCGAGACCUCAUCCUGCCCACUAAGCCGGAUCUCGGAUCCCGGUUCAAGCUCCGGGACUCUGCAGGCGUCUCGGACCUGGUGCCUGCGCGCCCCAGCGCGCCCUGUCCCUGCCCGUCCAAGGAGUCCCUCCCGCGCUCGGACGUCCUCUCCGAUCCUCACUUACUGACCGGGCGGGAGGUCCUGACGCCCUUCCCCGGGCUGGGCACCGCUGCCCCAGCACAAGGUGGGGCCCACCUGAAGCAGUGCGACCUCCUAAAGUUGUCCCGCCGGCAGAAGCAGCUCUGUCGGCGGGAGCCAGGCUUGGCUGAGACCCUGCAGGACGCCGCGCACCUCAGCCUGCUCGAGUGCCAGUUUCAGUUCCGGCAUGAGCGCUGGAACUGCAGCCUGGAGGGGAGGACGGGGCUGCUCAAGAGAGGUUUCAAGGAGACGGCCUUCCUGUAUGCGGUGUCCGCGGCCGCCCUCACGCACACUCUAGCCCGGGCCUGCAGCGCUGGCCGCAUGGAGCGGUGCACCUGUGAUGACUCCCCGGGCCUCGAGAGCCGGCAAGCCUGGCAGUGGGGCGUGUGUGGUGACAACCUCAAGUAUAGCACCAAGUUCCUGAACAACUUCCUGGGGCCCAAGAGAGGAAGCAAAGAUCUGCGGGCACGGACAGACGCCCACAACACCCACGUGGGCAUCAAGGCCGUGAAGAGUGGCCUCCGGACCACGUGUAAGUGCCAUGGCGUGUCUGGCUCCUGCGCCGUGCGCACCUGCUGGAAGCAGCUGUCCCCGUUCCGCGAGACAGGCCAGGUGCUGAAGCUGCGCUACGACUCAGCCGUCAAGGUGUCCAGUGCCACCAAUGAGGCCUUGGGCCGCCUGGAGCUGUGGGCACCGGCCAGACCAGGCAGCCCCACCCAGGGCCCGGCGCCGCGGCCCGGGGACCUGGUCUACAUGGAGGACUCCCCCAGUUUCUGCCGGCCCAGCAAGUACUCGCCUGGCACAGGGGGCAGGGUGUGCUCCCGCGAGGCCAGCUGCAGCAGCCUGUGCUGCGGGCGGGGCUACGACACCCAGAGCCGCCUGGCGGCCUUCUCUUGCCACUGCCAGGUGCAGUGGUGCUGCUAUGUGGAGUGCCAGCAGUGUGUGCGGGAGGAGCUUGUUUACACCUGUAAGCACUAG